Molecule: messenger RNA, 1304 nt
Organism: Engraulis encrasicolus (European anchovy)
Lineage: Eukaryota; Metazoa; Chordata; Actinopteri; Clupeiformes; Engraulidae
Gene: dnajc5gb
Product: DnaJ (Hsp40) homolog, subfamily C, member 5 gamma b
Exons: 7
Coding region: 306-983 (225 amino acids)
Source: RefSeq, a predicted model, not a curated record
AACCGUCAACACGCGCGUUUCACUGAUAUUGCGCACGGUGACUAGGAAAUGCAAGAAGUGCGAACUUGGGCCACUUCCUAGAUUUUGCUUCCUAUCUUGUUGUGAGCAUAUGUAGGGAGUAAAAUGUCAUGUCAACUUAGCUGGUAGAUUCAUAGUUAUAAAACUUUAACCGUUACUGAGGUUCAACUUCACCGCGUCAAAAUCUUGGGACUUUGACCAGGGUACUACAUGUUGCCAGCAUAGGGCACUCAACAGAGAUAAGCCCAUGUUAAACUGUACUCCAGUGAUAACGCAGGGUUACCGUAAUGGAGGAGGGGCCAAACCGACCCCAGCGCAAGUUAUCCACAGCUGGGGAGAGUCUGUAUCAGAUAUUAGGGGUCCAGAGGGGGGCAUCAGAAGAUGAGAUCAAAAAAUCAUACAGAAAACUUGCACUGCGAUAUCAUCCUGACAAGAACCCAGACAACCCAGAGGCAGCCGAGCGCUUCAAGGAGAUCAACAACGCCAACUCCAUACUGAACGAUGAGACCAAGAGGAAGAUCUACGACGAAUACGGCUCCAUGGGCCUCUACGUGUCCGAGCAGUUUGGAGAAGACAGCGUCAAAGUCUACUUCCUCCUGUCCAAAUGUUGGUUCAAGACUGUGCUGGUGAUCGGGUGCCUGUUCACGGGCUGCUGCUGCUGUUUCUGCUGCUGCUGUUGCUGUGGGAAGUGUGCGCGUGCGGAGGAGGAGGAGGAGGGCUUCUGCGACCUCAACCCAGAGGAUCUGGAGGACCAGAUCAGAGCGGCCGAGAUGGAGGCCGGCAUGGGCAUGGCCGACUCAGGAAGUCCUGGGGUCAUCUCUGGACAGCCCAUAGCCCUAGGCCCUCCAGCAGGCUCGGGUGAGAUGCCCACGGCCAUCGUGGUUCAGCCAGUCUCGGAGCUGAACCCAUCUGCUGGACAGGCGGUGAACGCAUCCAGCACUGAAACACUGGUCAGAGACGACUGAGCCCCAUCUCAGUCUUACCUGUAGGAGCCAAGGGAAUAACACACACACACACACACACACACAAUCACAUUAUAUAAACUGAACACACUGAUGAUCGCAUGCAGUGCCUCGACGGAUCUCCACAAAAAGGUCUACUACCACGUCUGCGGUGAUCCUAGCAAGAUUCUGGUGGAAACAUCACUUGUUUCAGAUUCUGCUGGAGAUUCUGUGCCAGACCUCUUAAAGCCAUUUGUUGCUACUGCCACAUCAGUCAGAAUUUCCAUCUGCUGUGAGAUUAUAUUUUUUAUUCUAAAAUAAAUGCAAAUUAAUGUGUUUGAUUAA